Anoplopoma fimbria (sablefish) is the source of this 5973-nucleotide messenger RNA. Its product is annotated as ELKS/Rab6-interacting/CAST family member 1-like. Gene Ontology annotation, molecular function: structural constituent of presynaptic active zone. Gene Ontology annotation, biological process: regulation of synaptic plasticity; maintenance of presynaptic active zone structure; neuromuscular synaptic transmission. Gene Ontology annotation, cellular component: cytoskeleton of presynaptic active zone. The coding region runs from base 609 to 4049 and encodes 1146 amino acids. Lineage: Eukaryota; Metazoa; Chordata; Actinopteri; Perciformes; Anoplopomatidae. The transcript has 22 exons. The record is from RefSeq and is a predicted model, not a curated record.
AAGCCGCCAGUGGAAGAGCUGGCGACAGACGGAGACGGGAAGGGAAAGGGAGAGACAGACUGGGGGAGACAGACAAGAGACAAGGAAGACGAGCCACGAAAGAGAGAGCGUCUCACCUCAACUGACCGUCUGUUACGGUACCGAGCGUCACGUCGAGGUGUGACAGCGGCAGAAUAAUAACCGGAGAGGAGAUGUGACUGAGCUGUUUUAUCUUCAUUUUGUUUUUGUUUUUUUGAAACACAGAGCUUAUUUCACAACCGACGUAAACACACACGGCUGCAGUGAUCCCUUCAUCCCAGGCCUUGUGGAUUCUCUUUCUGCCUUUAUCUGAAGGAAUGCCCUAUUGAUUCCUGCUUUAUAACAAAGCACAUUGAUCCCAGUGAGGUUGUUGGAAAGGCCUUGAUCAGAGCUAUGUCAACACUCCAUCAGGAUAUUUCAAGUCAAGAAGGACUACAGUAGAAGAUUCUUUUGGGACAUUCAUCUUAACAUUUUUCAGCUUUUACUGAGUUUUUGUCUAAUUUUGAGAAUGUAUUUUUGAUUUACUUGAUUUCUUCAUUUGAAGCGGACACAUUUUCAUCUCUACGGUAAACGCACCAUAUUCUCCUACCAUGUACGGUAGCUCCCGUUCCGUCUCAAAGCUAGACGUUGUUGGAUCCAAUGGCAACGGGUCGGUGUCCGGGAGCCCCGGUCGCUCCCCGCGCCUCCCUCGCUCCCCGCGCCUUGGACACAGGCGGAACAGCAGCAGCAGCUCCACCGGCGGACUCACCGGCUCCUGCAAAACCCUGUCCAUGGAGAAUAUUCAGUCUCUGAAUGCCGCCUACGCUACGGGCGGUCCCAUGUACUUCACCGACACGUGCGACGACCCGAUCGGCAUCGGGAGCCUGAGCAGUGGGCUGAACCCCUCGAUGCCCAAAAGCACCAUGACCCUGGGCAGGGCCGGGGCCAGGAUCCCCUAUGGGGUCAGGGCGGCCAUCAUGGGGAGCAGUCCCAACAUUAACUCUGGAGGGGGAGGUGGUGGGAUGCCCAGUGAUGCAAUAGCCUUUGGGGGGGAUAUGCAAAACCAGCCUCAACAGGCGGCUACUGUGCCUCACUCCAUGAGACAGGUGAGAGACGGUGCGAUGUCGGACCUACAGACACAGUUAAGAGAAGUGCUGAGGGAGAACGAACUACUACGCAGAGAACUGGAGGCUAAAGAGUCCAAGUUGAGCUCCUCUAUGAACUCCAUUAAGACUUUUUGGAGUCCGGAGCUGAAGAAAGAGAGGGCUCUGAGGAAGGACGAAGCCACGAAGAUGUCCGUGUGGAAGGAACAGUACAGAGUGGUGCAGGAGGAAACACAGCAUUUUCAGUGCACCAUCCAGGCUUUACAAGAUGAGCUCAGAAUCCAGCGAGAUCUCAACCAGCUCUUCCAGCCCGAUUACUCCGAGUCCAAUCACUUCGGUAACCAGAACAUCCCCCCUCAGGAAAUGACAGAGGAGAACUUCCUGCGUCUCCACGGGGAGUACGAGCGUCAGGUGAAGGAGCUCUUCCUCCUCAGGAAGACCCUGGAAGAAAUGGAGCUGAGGAUAGAUACACAGAAACACACGCUAACUGCCAGGGAUGAAUCCAUAAAGAAGUUACUGGAAAUGUUGCAGAGCAAAGGCCUGUCGUCAAGGGCAACAGAGGAGGACCACGAACGGACGAGGCAACUGGCCGAUGCUGAGAUGACCAUCCACCAGCUGGAGGGCCUACUGGAGCAGAGAGACAAGGAGAUGCUACAACUCAGAGAGGAGCUGCACAGGAGAUACGAAGCAGCUCCAGAAUCAACAAAGACCAAGGCCCUGCAGACCGUCAUCGAAAUGAAGGAUGCCAAGAUCAGCUCGAUGGAGCGCAUCAUGAGAGAGCUGGAGGACGAGGUGAACAUGCUCAAGUCCAACGGGGCUCUGAGCAGCGAGGAGAGGGAGGAGGAGAUCAAACAGAUGGAGGUCUACAGAUCCCACUCCAAGUUCAUGAAGAAUAAGGUUGAGCAGCUGAAGGAGGAGCUAACUCACAGCCAGUCAGAAAAGGAGGAGCUAAGUCAACGAGCCAAUGAGCUCCAGCGGGAGUUGUCCGCAAUUGAACAGGCAAAGCAGGAUCUGGGUCGUAAGGACAGCGAGCUUUUGGCUUUCAGGACCAAACUGGAAACUCUGAACAAUCAGUUUUCUGACAGUAAACAACACGUGGACGUACUCAAGGAGUCCCUCACUGCCAAGGAACAGAGGGCCGCCAUACUGCAGACUGAGGUGGAUGCGCUGCGUCUCCGUCUGGAGGAAAAGGAGUCUCUCCUCGCUAAAAAGAGUCAGCAGAUAUCCGAGGUGACAGAGGAGAAGAGCACUCAGCAGGGAGAGAUCAGCGACCUCAAAGACAUGCUGGACGUCAAGGAGCGCAAAGUCAACGUGCUGCAGAAGAAGAUAGAGAACCUCCAGGAUCAGCUGAGAGAUAAAGAGAAACAGCUGGGAGGACUGAAAGACAGAGUCAAGUCUUUACAAACGGACACCUCAAACACGGACACGGCACUGGGAACACUGGAGGAGGCUCUGGCUGAGAAGGAGCGGAUCAUCGAGCGGUUGAAGGAGCAGCGGGAGAGGGAGGAGAGAGAAAAGGGGGACGAGAUGGAGUCCAGCAAGAAGGAGUUGAAGGAGUUGAGGGAGAAAGUCUCCCAUCUGCAGGCUGACCUGGCUGACCGCGAGACCUCAGUGCUGGAUCUGAAGGAGAAGGCUUCCUCUCUGGCUUCCUCCACUCUGAAGAAGGACAACAGGCUGAAGAGUCUGGAGAUCAACCUGGAGCAGAAGAGAGAGGAGUGUGUCAAACUAGAGAACCAACUCAAGAAGGCUCAGGGUGCAGCGAAAGAUUCCCAGGCCAACACUGAACUCUCUGAACGCAUCUCCUGCCUGGAGCAGGAAGUGACCCGGCACAAAGAGGAUGCUGGGAGGGCCCAGUCCGAGGUGGAACGACUUCUGGAGAUCCUGAGGGAGAUGGAGAACGAAAAGAACGACAAGGAGAAAAAGAUCCACGAACUGGAGAGGCAGAUGAAGGACCAGUCCAAGAAGGUGGCCAACCUGAAACACAUGGAGCAGCUGGAGAAGAGCCGGAACGCCCAGAUGAUGGAGGACGCCAAGAAGAGAGAGGACAAUCUGAACGAAAGCUCCCUGCAGAUAAAGGACUCCCUCCGUCUGAAGGAGGAGCGCAUUGAGGAGCUGGAGGAGGCGCUGAGGGAAAGCGUUCAGAUCACCGCCGAGAGGGAGGUGGUGCUCGCCCAGGAGGAGCAGGCGCGCACACACUCCGAGAAACAGGUGGAGGACCUGCUGGUUGCCAUGGAGAGGGUGAAACAGGAACUGGAUGUGAUGAAAGCCAAGCUGUCAUCAACUCAACUCUCACUGGCCGAGAAGGAAGGUCACCUGACUGCCCUGCGGGCCGAGAGGCGGAAGCACCUGGAGGAGGUCCUGGAGAUGAAGCAAGAGGCCCUGCUGGCAGCCAUCAGUGAGAAAGACGCCAACAUUGCCCUGCUGGAGCUUUCCUCAUCCAAGAAGAAGAAAACCCAGGACGAGGUGGCAGCUCUGAAGAGAGAGAAGGAUGGUCUGGUUCAUCAGCUCAAACAGCAGACUCAAAACCGGAUGAAGCUGAUGGCGGACAACUAUGAGGACGACCACCUGAAGGUUUCCACUCCAAACUCAGAGCAGCCCAACAAUCACAAGCCCUCCCCGACCCAGAUCCUCUCUCCUCUCCUGGAUCUCAAUCAGAAUCGCAGUAAACUGAAGCUGUACAUCAGCCACCUGACCUCACUGUGUCAGGAGCGAGACCCAAUCAUACUGCAGGACUUCGCCCCGCCCCCCGCCUAUCACCGCUCUGACUCCGCCUCCUGGCAUACGCAGCUGCACAGCAUGACACACGAACAGUUGGAGGCGGAGUUAGCGCUGUGCGAGAGGGAAGGGGCGGAGCUCCAGGAGUACGCCAAUCAGGUCCUGCAGCAGAUCGCCGAGCGAUGCCCCGACAUUUUGGAACAAGUGGUCAACGCCCUCGAGGACAGCUGCUGACACACGACGAGUGCACAUACACACUGACAGAAACACAAAUAAGCUUAUACAUACAUUAAUUAAAGCACGCAGAGUCCGAAAGCAAGCAAACACACACAGGACCAUUAGAAGUCGCCAGCAAACGCCCAUGAUCCCUUCCUACACAACUUAAAUCACAGGAUGAGGACUUCCUCACUCAUCUCAUUUUUGGAAAAAACACGUCAUUACUGAAAAAUAUUCUUCCAAUGUGUCUUUAGUCUCUAUCAUUUUUAAAACACAGUGCCAGCUGAGGGAAAUAUCGUCAAUUUUUCAGUUCACAGUGCAUUGUUGGCAUGCUAGUUUUUGAGACGUCAAACAAGUAUUUUCCUAACUACUUCGAAACAGAAGAAGCCUUCACUGCUCUCGCCAUCUGUGACACUUUGCAGCGGCCAUCUUGUGUCCUUUAAGGCAAUCAGCAGACUUGUUAACGUGACUUGAUGUGUAUCGUCUGGGGGAAAUAAUUUGAAGAAAAAGGGUGAAUGUGGGUCGAGCUUGCCAGGUUGUUUCUGAUGCCAGACUUACACGCUGUUACCACAUUGUUAUUUGAUUGGUUCAGACUCAAAAAUGUGUUUAUUUCAGCUGCCUUUGAUUCUUUACAUCAUUUGCUGCUAUCUUUUUAACCUUUAGUUUCUUUUUUCAUUUUGUCCUGAUGAAACGUCCCAACUUGCAGAUUCUUUCAGCAGUAACCUCUAGAUAGUUGUGUAUAUUGUAAAGAGAGAAAUUUAAUUAACAGCUUUUGUCAGGGGAUCGUAAUACUUUUGUCUAUUUUUUUCCCAUUAUUAAUGAAUGGCACACCACAUUAAAUCUCGCAAUACUCCCUUUAUUAAAACACACCAGUGUAGAGGUUUAGUGUUUCUUUUUAACCUAAGAAAGUUCAGUUAUGGUGUCCAUGCUGAAAUUAGAUUGUGUUCAGACAAUCCCUCACUUACCUUUUUCAGACAAUCCUUAUAGAGUAACUCUGAUUUAAUUUCCCCUUCUUGAAGCAUCUUUUUUCAUGGGAGGUGGGGAAUAUUAAAUAAUUUCUAUAUAUUUUUUUUUUUGCUUUUGGUAAUAUAUAUAUAUAUAUAAAAAACACUUGUUUAAUUGAAAAUAUUGUCAUGUAUGGGUUUUUUUUGUGAUUAACAAGUAACCGCAGAUUUGUUCUGUCAGCAGGAGUGUUUUUGGGAACCUAUAUUGCACCUACAUGAGGCUCUGUGUCCGUCGGGAACACUUCAUCAGAAUCAGUUUCUCGUUCUUGUAGUUUACAGUGGAAAUGACACUCUGAUGCAUGUUUCCCACAGCGCUGACAGCAUUAGCAUGAUUUCAACGCUAACAGCACCAAGCACUAGAGGUUCCAAUGUUUUCAACUUCAAUCAAAAGUUCCUCUAACUGUUUUGGGUUUUUUUGUCUUAUACUGUAGUGAGUGCUGAAACCGUGACUGGCCACAUGCAACUGUUUAGUGCUGCUCCGUUAAAAGAAAUACCUGGUGGAGACAAAGCCUAAAGAUGGGGAUUUACACUGCACUCAAAUCAGAUUUUACACCAUCAUAAGGCUUUCUGUGUAUUAAAAAAGCCCAAAUGGAUGUAAAUGAGGAGUUUUGUUCCAUAAUAUCACAUGUUUGGUUUGAGGUGUAAGUACCUCACAUGUUACAAGUUUGAAAUUGCUCACGACUCCAAUGAUCAUUGCUAGAUUGUGUGAUGUUUGACAAAGUGUCUUAUUUUGGAAUGAAACUCCAUCAGAUACGAGCUUGUGUUGUAAAUCCAGUAUUAUGUUGUCUGUUUUAUACUGAUAAUGUUUUAGAACGGUGAUGACUGGGACUCACCGUGACCUUGUUGUGAAUUGAAAAUGAAGACAAUGGAAUAAAAUAUGGAUUUAUCUUAAUUUCAUUUUGGAAGGAUUCUGUCUGUGAUUUGAUCUACAGUAUCUC